UCAUCUCUUGAGGGCGCACUUUCACGGUCUUGUUACCUGACCUAAGCUUAUAUAUUUGAUAACAAAAAGAGACCAGUGAAAUAAAAACCAGACUCAUGUUGACGACAGUAAACAAAAUUGAGCGGCUGGAUGAAUUUUGAUGUUGAUCAAUUCUCGGCAAAAAAUAUUUGUUUAAAGAAACUGAGAUGACGCAUUUAUCAUCGUUACAAGUACUGAGUGCAAUAUGUUCAUCCAUGAGAUCAUUUCUAGGACCAGAUCAGAGGAUGAAAUUCGUCCUUGAAGAUGAAGAUGGAGAUAGUUGUCUCAUUUCCAGCUGCUCUGAGCUUCUCUGUAGCCUUGAUGUUGAGCAUCCUGUCGGCCGCAUAGCUGUUGAGGCUUCAGUGGCUCAUCAGAAGUCACACGGCACAGGGACUACAACCAUGAUGACAAUGGCAGGCCUGUGGGCAAAUGAGAUACAAUCACUCAUAACUCAGGGUAUUCCUAUACCAGCAAUCAUCAAGUAUGGAGAUGAAUGUCUGGAGCAGUGCCUAUCAUCCUUGGAGUCCAUUGCAGUGCCAUGCACCAAACUCAUUGAAUUCAGUGACUUGGAGAUAUUCGCAGAUGCCAAACUUCAAGCCAAUACUUCCUCCAAAUGGUCUAAUAACUGUGAAGAUAACUCAAGCACAAGGGAACAACUCAGGACCUAUGAUCAGUUUGUGGAAGUUCAGUUUAGCAGCCAAAGCGAUGAUCAGUCUAUUUCAAGGCCUACAAUGUUUGAGUCAAGAGCAAACCUCCCUGAAAUCGACCUGUUCAGAGAUUCAGCUCCUGAGAUGCAAGAUGAUGAUGAUGAUGAUGUUUCUUGGUUCUUUGAAGGAACGUCCCAGACUGACGACUAUUCUUUGGAACAGCAUCAAUCAGACUGUGCAGCUGUAUUCAGAGCAUUGGAAGGAGAAAAGUGUACCAAGGAUGGAAAGGAGGCAACUGAAUCUCUGACAGAACAUGCCAUCAGAAGAACUUCUGGGAAUGACAGUGAUGAUGAAUUUGAUUCUUGUUUUCCUCUGCAGGUGCAAGAUGCCAUAUUUAAACCUACCAAAAGUGUGUAUGGAAAAUCUGCUCAGGAUGACUCAGAUGACGAGUUUGACUCUUGUUUUCCCCUGGAGGAAAAGGAUACCAUUCCUAAUAAUGUGGGAAACUCUAUCCGAAAGCCCACUCAGGAUUACUCUGAUGAUGAAUUUGACUCAUGUUUUCCUGUAGAAGUACCAACUACCAGCCAGAAGAUUAAGACAGAAGAGUCAACAAAUGGCAUCAAGUCUGAGGGAGAUGAUACUGAUAAUCAGCAAACCAAUGAACUUGAUGUUAAUUCUGCAACAAAUCCUUUGGAAGCACAGCACACUGCAGAGAAGCUGGAGCGUUACCAAAUGGCAAGUUUGGACGCAGCCAGGCGCAAUAUGGAUUGUGCUACUCGGGAUAAUUCAACCAGAACAAAAUGUCAAAGUGCAAUCUUAGAAUCAAUUCAAACAGUAUUGAAGACAAAACAGGAAAAGGUGCUUUCAAAACAACUUGGCACUGUACAAAAUAACAGCAGGCACUUCAGAAGUUUUGAAACUGUGAUGGGCCAGCUUAUAAACGAGGACCAAAGUUCAACAAGUGGUUGCCAUAGAAAUGAAGCAGUAUCAGAAUUUCUCAAAUCCGAAGAAGGCAGUGGGUUUACUUGUCCAACAGUGGCUUCACAAAUACCUUCCAAAUGUGACACAAAUGUUCAUAAAAGAAGCUCGUUGCCUAACCCAAGUCCACAAUAUGGAAAAUCAAAAACUACAGUAACUAAGCCCCAACAGGAGCGUGUGUCUGGAAUGCAAGAAGUGAUUGAAGAUCUUGUAAAGGCAAGAACCAACCAGACUGUUGCGAGGCGAUUAGUCAGUUUACAAAACAGCAGCAGGCACUUCAGAACAAUGGAAUCUGCUGCGAUACAGAGUGUAUCCGAGGAGGUACAUAUGACCUCAGGUCAGGGGUUAAACCCUGAGGUCACUUUGGCAACAUCAGAGGUUUCAGAUAAGCAUAAGAGAAUCUCCUCAUCCAGAGAUGACUGCCAAGAAUCAAGGCGUGGUGGCAGCCAUGUUGAGCUUUUCUCCGAGACCUACAUGAAUACUGCAACAAAUUGGAGAGAUUUGAAGGAUACUGAUGAGCAACAAAUAUGCGAUAUUGAACAACUUGGAUUUGGAUUGAGUCAUGGGUCAGAUCUUGAAAUGGGACUAAUCAUUGAGGCAUUCAAGAUACAGAUUGACAAACAAGGAUUUAACGACAUGAUAAGGGUACCAGACCUGAAUUGCCUCAAUGUGUGCACUAUCGCAGGGCCACAAGCCUCAGAUUCACAUCUCCAAGCUGGUCUGUUGCUGUCAGUUGAUCCUUGGCACAGAACUGUCAUUGCAGAAUCUGAAGGAAAAUGUCUGGCGGCGUUGCUUGUUAAUGGAGACGCUACGCCAACCUUCAAACAUGCUGGAUACAAGAAUAAAGUCAAAAGGACAACGGUCAACACAUGGACAGGAAUCCCUUCAACUGAGGAGAAAUCUUGGCUCAGACAGAUAGUGAUCUUACUGCAAGAGCUUGAUGUUAAACUGCUCAUUCUGAAGGGUCACGCAGAUGAGCACCUCGUCCAUCAUUGUAUCUCCAAGAAGAUCCUUCUCCUUCAAGAUGUUCCUUAUAAGUCCCUCUUGGCUCUGGGGGAAGCUUGCAGCGCUCCCAUACUCACCUACCUCACUGAUGCCACGGUGGAUGACACUGCUUGUGGUAUCAAUGUUGCAUGCUGGGAGUCUGGAUGGGCUGAGAGGACUAGGGUAAAGGGGGAGGGGCUCAAGAGGAAGUUGUUUGCGAGGGUUUGUGUGGAUGGGAAGGUGUUGCAGACUGCAGUGCUGUGCCACCCCGUAUCUAGCCUACUGCCAGCAUCACAGGCCAGAUUCUGGGCCAGUGCUCACAGUCUCCAAGGCGUUGUAGCAGACGGCUGUUUCCUGCCUGGAGCUGGCUUGCCUGAACAGACGGCCAUCAAACAACUCCUGAGAUUAAAUGAAUUGACUCACACUGCUGGGUACCAUGACAACCUGACUUUCUUCAAGAGCAGCAUUGUGUCGUCUUUUGUGGAAGGAUUCAUUCACUACCUGAUACAAGUCUUGAAGAAUAUGGGAAAGUUGGAUGAUAAAUCUCUAGCCAAAGCUAGUAUUAUGAGCGGACUACAGAAGGACAAGUUAGAACCGGUCCUUUCCAGUUCAAUCCAACCUGAACCUAUUAAUGGAAUCGAUUUGCCAGAUCACACACUAAACCCAACAGGCCGUAACUGGCCAGAACCGGAUAAAUCCAGUAAAAGCCAGUUUAAUGCUCUAGCUAGUGAACCUGGUGGUAACCUUGCGUGCAGUAGCGGAUGCAAUACACAAGCAAAGUGUCUAUCUGAAACACAUUCAUCAAAAAGAACUGAUACGGCCAAUCAAAAUAAAGACAGUCUUACCAGCUCUGGAGACAAGACCUCAAUUGGUUGCGAUGGCAACGGUGUGGUUUACGACAGCUACACAGCAAAGAAAACUGCAUGGGAGAAUGCAUGGACAUUGCUGAAAACAGUUCUGCGGAUUGAUGCCAAUAUUGUGACGGGGGUUCAGGAGCAAGACAAGUCUGGUUCAUCCUCCCAUUCUGGAAAAUUAGUGAUUUUGUGAAUGAUGUUGAGGUAGUUCUGGGGUGAAUGUAAAAGGGAGGGAACGAAGAAACUUUGAAAGAUUUUUCCAUGAGAUGAGCUUGUAAAGUGAGACCUUAAAAAUUUGCUUACAUGUGCGAUGUAUUUUCUAUCAUAAAAUGAAAAUAAACGCCAUUGUUAAUUUGAAACGUA
Molecule: messenger RNA, 3844 nt
Organism: Patiria miniata (bat star)
Lineage: Eukaryota; Metazoa; Echinodermata; Asteroidea; Valvatida; Asterinidae
Exons: 11
Coding region: 186-3674 (1162 amino acids)
Biological process (GO): chaperone-mediated protein complex assembly; photoreceptor cell maintenance
Molecular function (GO): ATP binding
Source: RefSeq, a predicted model, not a curated record